UAAUUUUCACUUUUAAAGGGGUGAUUAUGGGUUUGCAGUCUUAGGUGUUUGCUGAGGGAUUUCCUUUUUCCUGUCCCGGAGAGGCGUACCUAAUUCCCACCUGCUUCCUAAGACAACCCACACUUCCCUUCCUGGUCUAAAACCUCACUGAGUACUGACCAAUAGGUUCGGCCCGAUUUCUCUGAGGGGCGGGACCUCGUGCCUGGGCUUCGGAGACCCGCCCCCCGUACGUGGCCUGCGUGCGUGACGCCGUGCGGCGCGAGGCGGUUUCUCCAGAGUGUGGCGCCCCCCGGCGGCAGCGAGAACUCAAUGUGACAACCGGACGUGAGCGCCUGCCAUGGAGCCGCAGAAACAGGCGCGAACACCCGGGGACCCCGUCGCGUGGCCGCGUGGGCCCUCGAGGUCUCAGACGCCGGACCGCGAGGAGGGGCCGGAGGGCAACACAGCGCCCGCGGCGGCUUUUCUGGGCGCGGAGGCGGACGACGCCUGUGCGGACGCGCUGUGGGAGCUGCCGGUGGAGCCCGCCGAGCGGAGGCCCGAGUGCAGCCGCUGCAGCCGGCCUCAGAAAGUAUGUUUGUGUCCAUUUCUACCAUUGCAUCCUCUGCAUAUCUCUACUCAUUUGUACAUAAUUCAACAUCCAGCAGAGGAAAACAAAGUGUUGCGGACAGUUCCCCUUUUAGCAGCAUGCCUCCCCCAGGACAAGUGUAAAGUCAAGAUUGGUCGUCGCUUCAGUGAAGAAAGAGAUCCUGAACUUUCAACUGUUUGUCGGAAGUCUGAUACAUUAAUAUUAUAUCCAGGGGCUGAAGCUGCUAAUUUGGAAGAAUUUAUAUUAGAUUCUCCUAUUUAUCCUUCCACAAUCAUCAUCAUUGAUGGUACAUGGAGCCAGGCUAAGGACAUUUUCUAUAAGAAUUCUUUGUUUCGCCUGCCCAAACAGGUGCAGUUAAAAACUAGCGUUUCUAGUCAGUAUGUAAUUCGGACACAACCGACUAAUAGGUGCCUUUCUACCCUGGAAUGUGCAGCUGCUGCUCUUUCCAUUUUGGAGAAAAAUGAUUACAUACAGGAGACUUUGCUUCGCCCUCUUCAAGCUUUGUGCUCUUUCCAGCUGCAGCAUGGUGCUCAAAUUCGCCUCAGCAAGGAACACCUUCUGAAAAAUGGAUUAUAUCCUAAGCCAAUGCCAAAGAACAAACGCAAGCUCAGGAAAAUGGAACUGUUAAUGAACAGUGUUAAAAUUUAGUACUGUUGUUCCGUGGUGCUAGUUAUGGUGUCUUCCGCUGAUAAAACCAGGUGAAGUUUUCAGAAAAUUUAAGUCUGUGGGUUUUUGGUUGUCUAGAGUGAGAGUUGCAUGCUAAACUUGCCCAGCAGAAGAAGGAAGUCAACCAAAUAGCCAUAAAAAAGCAAACAAAAAAAAAUUUCGCUGACCCAGUAAAAACCAAGGUUUCAUACUGAGUUUGUUUAAAAAAAAAAAUGUGCCUCUAAUACAUUUUUCCAGAUCCAUAGUUUGGAAUGUGUUUGAAAUUAGUUGUUGAGCGAGGUUAGAAGGUUUUUUUGUUUUUUUGUUUUUUGUUUUUUUAUGUAAAAUGGAAAGAAAUUAUUGUACUUGAUUGGGCCAGUAUUGUUUUCAUGAAUGUUAAUAGAUAAUUAGGUGUAUAUAAUAGAGGAUACUUAUGUCAAUAUGCAAUAUUGUACAUAAACUUUAUAGUUUGAAGUAAUAAUGAUCACCAAGUAGUUUAGAUUGAAUUUAUUUUUUUGAUAGAAUAAUACAGCAGAAUAAGGGAACUAAAUAAAUUACUUAGGUAGUAAACUUGAACUCAGCUAUUAUGAUUUAAGUGUUACUAUUAAUUGCCCCAGUUUUGUUGUAUUAGGGUAUACUUGGAAUGUAAGAUUAUAUUAGUUUCAGGUGUUCACCAUAGUGAUUUGAUAUUUAUAUACAUUGCAAAAAUAAUCACUGUAUGAUAAGUCUACCUAACAUCCCUCAUACGUACUUAAAACAUUUUUUUCUUCUGAUAAGAACUUUUAAGAUAAACUUUAUUAGCAACUUUUUAAUAUAUGGUAUUUGUAAUUUUGCAGAAUUAUUAACUACAGUCACCAUGCUUUAUAGUACAUCCCCAUGUGGUAUUUAUUUUAUAACUGGAAGUUUGUGACUUUUGACCCCAUUCACCCAUUUUGCCCACCCCACAGCCACCAGCCUGUUCUCUGUAUCUGUGAGCUUGUGUUUUUUUUUUUUUUUUCCUUUCCUUUUCUUUUUUUUAAGAUUCCACAUGAGUGAUAUCAAAUGAUAAUUACCUUUCUCUAUGUGACUUAUUUCACUUACCAUUAUGCCCUCCAGGUCCAUCCCUCUUGUUGCAAAUAGCAAGAUGUCAUUCUUUUUUAUGGCUGAAUGAUAUUCCACUGUCUAUAUACACACCACAUUUUCUUUAUUCAUCCGUCGAUGUCUAUUUAGGUUAUUUCCAUGUCUUAGCUAUUGUAGAUAAUGCUGCAGUUAACACAGGUGCAUCUUUUGAAGUUAGUCUUUUUGUUUUCUUUGGAUAAAUAUUCAGAAAUGGAAUUACUGGAUCUUAUGGUAUUCUAUUUUUUACUUUUUGAGGAACCUCUAUACCUUUUUUCAUGGUGGCUGCACCAAUUUACAUUCCCACCAACAGUGCAUGAUAGUUCCCUUUUCUCCAUAUCUGUGUCCCUUUUUAUUUCUUGUCUUUUUCAUUAUAGCCGUUCAAACAGGUGUGAAGAGGCAGUUCUUUGGGGUUUUGAUUUGCAUUUCCUAAUGAUGAAUGAUAUUGAGCAUCUUCUCAUAUGCCUGAUGGCCCAUCUGUAUGUCUUCUUUAGAAAAGAGUCUGUUCACUUCCUCUGCCCAUUUUUUUGCCCCCUUUUUAUUUAAAUUGUGUGUGUGUGUGUGUGUGUGUGUGUGUAUUUGCUGUUGAGUUGUAGGAGUCCUUUAUUUUUGUUAUUAACUUCUUAUCAAUAUCUGACAUACAAAUAUUUUCUCACAUCUGGGGAUUGCCUUUUCACUUUAUUGAUGCUUUUCUUUGUUGUGCAGAAACUUUUUAGUUUGAUGUGGCCUCACUUGUUUAGUUUUGUUUUUUUUGUAUUUGCCUUUGGUGCCUGAUUUAAAAAAUCAUUGCCAAGGCUGAUGUCAAGGAGCUUACCACCUUUGUUUUCUUUCUAGUUUUAUGGAUUUCACAUUUUACACUCGUCUUUAAUCCAUGUUGAAUUAAUUUUGUGAGUGGCAUAAGAUAGCAGUCCAGUUUCAUUCUUUUGCGUGUGGCUCUUCAGUUUUCCCAACAUCAUUUAUUGGAGACUGUCCUUUUCCCAUUAAAUGUUCUUGCCUCCUUUGUUAUAGAUUAAUUGAGCAUACAUGUGUGGGUUUAUUUCUGGACUCUAUUCUGUUUGAUGGAUCUCUGUGUCUUUUUUUAUGUCAAUACCAUACUAUUUUGAUAACUAUAGCUUUGUAGUACAGUUUGAAAUCAGGGAGUAUGAUGCUUCCCCCUUUGUUUUUCUUUCUCAGGAUUGCUUUGGCUUUUGGGGUCUUUUGUGGCUCCUUACGAAUUUCAGGAUUGUUUGUUCUAUAUCUUUGAAAAAUGCCUGUGGAAUUUUGAUAUGGAUUGCAAUGAAUCUGUAGAUUGCUUUGUGUAGUAGCCCUAAUUUUGAAAAAGGUGCAUGGAAUUUUGGCACAGCACACAUUUUUAUUUUAUUCAUCAAAAAGACUUAUUGAGUGUGAUAAACUAGUCCUAUGGAAACAACUGAAAUAGAAUAUAACUAUAAUUUCAACAACAUAUUUUUCUAACUGGGGCUAUUUAAAUAUUUUUUCGUGAACAAAAACUUUCAAUUUCAGAGAGCAAAUUUUCCCCACCCUUUUGGGAAAAAUAUUUACUGACAUUUUAUAUACUAGUAGAGACAUGUAUGUAAUAUAUAUUUGUAUCUAACUUAAAUCUACUGCAGUCGUAUACCCAUAUUGGCAAGGAGAGGGGACUUUGUUUUCUUUAUUUAUGACUUCUAAGUUUUUUGUACCAGUAUCAAGUUGUAAGGAAAAACUAAAUGUGCGACCUAAAAGUAAUCUUGUUAUAAAUACAUGUGCAUGUGUGAUAUAUGAAUGGUUAUUUCUGACCAUUUUCAUUCUUAUUUAUUUAUUUUUAUUGUUGGCCUAGAUUAAGCCCUUCUUAAAAGCUUUAAUGCUAGUCAGAAUGAUAGUAAAUGUUUGGGGAAACUAUGUAGAAAAUAUUUUAAAAUAUUAAACAAAAGUUAGAUUUCUAUCCUGUAUUAUUGACUUUUUUAAAAAUUAAAACACAGUUAGGAUCAUUUAAAAAAAUGUUUAUUUAUUUUGAGAGAGUGGGGGCGGGGCAGAGGGAAGUGGAGAAAGAGAAUCCUCAGCAGGCUCCAUCCACGAUAAGCUCGAUGUGGAACUUGAUCUCAUGACUUAGAUCAUGACCUAAGCCAAAAUGAAGACUUGGUUGCUUAACCAACUGAGCUACCCACUACUAUCAAGUGACUAUCUAGGUAUAAUAGAAAAGAAAUAGUAAUAAUAAUGUAUAAUGGUCUCCUAACAAAUGGGUUAAAAUAGUCUUACAGUAAUUGUUUUCAGAUUAAAAUUAAAUUUUGCAAAUUUCUUUUAUCCACUAUUAUUGCCUUUUUAAAAAAGAUAUUCCUAUAUAUGACCCAUAUAAGUCUUUAAAUUGGAUUUUAAUUUAUAUUGAUUUUUAGAAUAAUUACUACCUUUAUCUUUUAACUACAGAAUUAGGGUAAUUUUUGAACACUUACAAAAGCUUAAAAUUUAGUAUUUUUGGAAAUGCAUAAGCAUUUUUAAAAUAAGUUUAUAUAGUUUUCCAACUUAUUUUACUAACUUCUUAAAUUACUUAAUUAAUUUUUUAUUUCUUACUGAUCUCCUGACAAGAUUAUUUCAUUUACUCCUCUCUGGUAUUCAGUGCUUCUUUAGUCACUUGCUCUCAUCAGGCAGUUUUAGAUAAAAUUUAAAACCAUUGGAGUGCCCCGGUAGCUCAGUCGGUUGAGUGUCCAACUUCAGCUCAGGUCACGAUCUCACAGUUGGUGAGUUCGAGCCCCAUAUCAGUCUCAUUGCUGUCAGCUUGCACUCUCUUUCUCUCUCAAAAAUAAAUAAAACAUUAAAAAAACAACUAUCACUAGUAGGUUUAGUUAUUAAAAAUACUUAUAAUGUGUAGUAUUAUGUGAAGAUUUUAACUGAAAAUUUGACCUGGCUUUUAAAAGUUGUUACUUUUUUGGGGGCACUUGGGUGGCUCAGUCAGUUGAGUGUGGACUCCUUAUUUUGGCUCAGGUCAUGAUCUCAUGGUUGGUGAGAUUGAGUCCCACGCAGGGCUCUGCACUGCAGUGCAGACUCCACUUUGGAUUCUCUCUCUCCCUCUCUGCCUGUUCCUCAGCUCGUGCAUAUGUGCUCUCAAAAUAAAUAAGCAUUUAAAAAAUAAAAAAAAUACAUAAAAGUUACUUUUUUAUUGUGUUAGUUGGCUUUUAAGUUCAGAUGCUUUUUAUUUGUUUGAUUUGCCUGGACUAGUUCCAUUUUUUUGUGGAUUUAUAGCUGAUAGUAGUCUUUACAUACAAACUUGAACUACACUUUGUUGUUGGGUAGAUUGUUUUGUGAAUUGUUACUUGAACUACGUAAUUUAGAAAGUAGUAUUUCUUUAUACACAAGGUGAUUGAUUAUGCAUUUAGCACAGUACGUUGUUAAAAAUCACCAUGUAAUGAGUGGUGUUAUUUUCAUUUUCUUGCAGUUGAGUAUGAAGGGUUGAGAGCUAUACUGAAUGAAGCAAGUCACAGUACUUGGCAGAUUUCCCUAGGUUAGCUUGCAAGAUUUCUCAGGUGAAAACAUGAGAGUUAUAUUAAAAAUUAUGUUCUGGGGUGUCUGGGUGGCUCAGUCAGUUAGUGUCAAUCUGUUAGUGUUAGUGUUAGUCUGAUGUCACUCGGGGCGUCCCGCUUCGGCUCAGGUCAUGAUCUCAAGGUUUGUGGGUUUGAGCCACGCAUUGGGCUCUGUGCUGACAGCUCAGAGCCUGGAGCCUGCUUCCGAUCCUGUGUCUCCCUCUCUCUCUCUCUCUGCCUUUCCUCCGUUCACGCUCUGCCUCUCUCUGUAUUUCAGAAAUGAAUAAACAUUAAAAAAAAAAAAAAAAAGAAAGAAAAAUUAUAUUCCCCCUAUUUUAAGACUUCAAACCCAACUUUCUU
Leopardus geoffroyi (Geoffroy's cat) is the source of this 6174-nucleotide messenger RNA. It is a transcript of the gene DTWD2, whose product is annotated as DTW domain containing 2. The coding region runs from base 338 to 1234 and encodes 298 amino acids. The transcript has 6 exons. Lineage: Eukaryota; Metazoa; Chordata; Mammalia; Carnivora; Felidae. The record is from RefSeq and is a predicted model, not a curated record.